This is a messenger RNA of Hibiscus syriacus, 836 nucleotides long. Its product is annotated as light-harvesting complex-like protein OHP2, chloroplastic. The transcript is spliced from 2 exons. Gene Ontology annotation, cellular component: chloroplast thylakoid membrane. The coding region runs from base 109 to 645 and encodes 178 amino acids. Lineage: Eukaryota; Viridiplantae; Streptophyta; Magnoliopsida; Malvales; Malvaceae. The record is from RefSeq and is a predicted model, not a curated record.
UACUUUCUAACACAAUCUUGAGCUUGUAAGAACAUAAAAAAAUGUACACAAUCUCAAGAAAAACAAUCCCCAGAAAUUAGAUAAACAAAAGAAAAAAACAAUACUAAUAUGUCUAUGGCAACCUCAAUCACAUGUCUGAAAGUCCCAAACCCUUGUUCACCUCCAUGUUCCUCAUCAUCUUCUACUUUACCAUCAUCUUCCACCAGUUGCAGAUUGUCUUCAACACCCAAGCCUUAUGUUGUGACGAUAAGGAGUUCUCAAACUGAAGGUCCUUUGAGAAGACCCGUGGCUCCUUUGAAACCGGUCCCGCCUUCUUCUCCUCCUCCACCGCAACCGAAACCUCCUUCUUCUUCCUCUCCUCCGCCGCCACCUUCAAUGGCAGCUGUUGGGGACCAGAAUGUGAUCACUCUGGAGUUUCAGAGACAGAGGGCAAAGGAGCUGCAAGAAUACUUUAAGAAGAAGCAGCUUGAGGAGUCUAGUCAAGGACCUUUCUUUGGGUUCCUCGGGAAGAAUGAGAUUGCUAAUGGAAGAUGGGCAAUGUUUGGCUUUGCUGUUGGGAUGUUAACGGAGUAUGCAACGGGCUCUGAUUUCGUGGAUCAAGUAAAGAUUAUGCUCUCCAAUUUCGGGAUAAUUGAUUUGGAAUGACUCUUCUGAUCGUUUCUCUUGUAUACCAACAAUGUUUCUUCUAUUCAUAGUUUGUGAUUUCUGUAAGUUAUAUAUCUAAUGUUUUUGUAUGCAACUCUCCUUGAGCAAGUUGUUUACUAUUCUUGUUGCUUCAUCAAUCAAUUACGUAACAAGCUGUAUCUCAACAAUUUGCGUGGUUUUCAAGUUCUUCA